Messenger RNA from Dracunculus medinensis (Guinea worm), 1068 nucleotides. The record is from the annotation of a GenBank genome assembly. Lineage: Eukaryota; Metazoa; Nematoda; Chromadorea; Rhabditida; Dracunculidae.
AUGUCAUUGUGGAAAAACCUUCGCAGCCGAUUAUCUCAGCUUCAAUUAGCAGUACGUUGUUACAGAAAAUUACCGAUAAAUGACCAUCUUUUUGGACUGAAUGAAGAUCAGAUCGCUCUGCGUAAAUCCGUAUUUGAAUUCGUGCAACAGAAGUUGGCUCCAUUUGCAUCAGAAAUCGAUGAAAAAAAUGAUUUUAACAAUCUAAGGAAAUUCUGGAAAGAACUUGGAGAACAUGGAUUACUUGGAAUAACAGCUCCAGUUGAAUUUGGUGGAUCUGGUUUAUCUUAUUUGGAACAUGUUAUUGCUAUGGAAGAAGUUUCGCGUGCAAGUGGAUCUAUUGGCCUUUCAUAUGGAGCUCAUUCUAACCUCUGUGUAAAUCAGAUUGUUCGUAAUGGUAGCAAAAAGCAAAAAGAACAAUAUUUACCUAAGCUCAUAAGUGGAGAACACAUUGGGGCAUUGGCCAUGAGUGAAGUAAAUGCUGGGUCAGAUGUUCUUUCAAUGAAAUUACAAGCUGUCGAGAAAUCUGACCAUUAUGUUUUAAACGGAUCGAAGUUCUGGAUAACCAAUGGACCAGACGCGGACGUUGUUAUUGUGUAUGCUAAGACUGGUAAAAAAAAGUCUAAUUACGGUGUCACUGCUUUUAUAGUUGAAAAGCAAUUCAAUGGUUUUAAAAGCUCUCCGAAAUUCACAAAACUGGGAAUGCGAGGAUCCAAUACUAGCGAAUUGAUAUUCGAUGAAUGUAUUGUUCCAAGGGAAAAUGUUUUGGGUGAACCUGAAAAAGGUAUUUAUGUUCUUAUGACUGGGCUUGAUUCAGAGCGACUCGUUCUAUCUGGAGGACCACUUGGAUUAAUGCAAGCGGCUUGCGAUUUUUCCUUUGAUUACGCACAUCAUAGGAAUGCCUUCGGCAAUAAAAUCGCCAGUUUUCAGUUGAUACAGGCAAAAAUGGCAGAUAUGUAUACCACACUGUGUGCAUGUAGAUCGUACAUAUACGGUAUUGCUCGUUCUACUGCUAAUGCCAAUUUAACCAACAAAGUAACUGCUUUGUUCCAAACAAAUUUCAAUGCUUAA